AAGUUCGACAUUUUUUUUUUUUAAUUUUUUUUUUCUAAAAUAAACUUUAAUCAAUUCCACAGUUAUCCCUGUAGAACCCAGAUUGGGCCGAUUUCUCUUUCUAUUUUUUUUAUUCAAUUGAAAAAAAAUUGUUAAAUUUUCAAAAAUGGAAAAAAAAUUUUUUUUCAUAAAUUUUAUUUAUAUAAUGAGAUAAAUACAAUUCAACGAUUUCACGGCAUUAUAUUCACAAUUUAGAGGCUUCAUCGAUGACUGUAAUUAGUAAGAUUCAAAUUUUAAUAUAUCAAUUAGAUCGAUAAACUAGGGAUAACAAUUAUCGACUUACCUAUAGCCAGUAAACUAGAUGCUAUAAGCUAGUAUGUUUUGAUUAAAAGUGCGGCUUUUUCAUUUUGAGAUCUAAAACAUAACCUAUAAAUCUUUUGUGCAAUCUAGUGUUUUAUAAAAGAUUGUCAUUACAUUUGUUGUAUAAAUAAAUAAUUUCUCUAGUUUAUAAGCGCUUUUUUAAUUUGUCUUUAUGGCGUCAAAAAAGGUAUUUGAUCGGUGUUGUAAUCCUUUUGAGUUGGAAUCUCAUUUUAAAAAAAUUGGUUUACGUCCGGCGACUGAUAUUAUGAAAGUAACGUUAGGAUUAGAUGAUAAUUAUUUAUUAUGCAGUUCAUGUCGAAAAAAAGCUUCAGAGUUAGUGAAGCAACAAACAAAUGCUCGUAAUGAUCCUAGUGCUGAUGUAAGUGACCGUGAAGACAACUAUAGUGACAAUAAUGACAACAAUGAUCAGGCUGAUAAUGAUAGUAAUACAACUGCCACGGAUCUCCCAUUAUCCUUAUCAUUCCGUUCCAUGUCAUUUGAUAGCGAACCCAAAGCAUCACAAUCAAGCUCAGGAUCCCAAGUUAGCGCUGCAACUCAAUUACCCGUAAUAAACCAUGCAUUAGAAUUGUUAAAUCAAUCACCGAUUCCAUCGAAGAAAUUGAAUGAUAAUCAAUUUUUGAACAAUAAAAUAAAUCGGGUAUCUGACAGCUUGAAAAAAGUUUUGCUUUCUUCUUCAGAUGAAGAAUCGAUUGAUGACGAUGGUGAAAAUUUUUGCUCUCUAAUUAAAAUGUUGUAUGAUAAAUUCAACGAUAAAGAAACUGAUAAGUCUUUGAAAAUACAAAUUUUAACAUUAUUACCUGUAAAAUGGAGUGAGAGACGUAUUUGUGAAACUAUGAAUACAUCAAGACAUUUGUCAAGAGUAGCAAAAAAUUUGGUUGAAGAAACGGGUUUACUUUCUACACCUGAAUCGAAAUUAGGGAGGACAAUUACUGAUCAGGUAAAAUUAAAAGUUGAAAAUUUUUACAACGAUGAUGAGUAUAGUGCUCAAAUGCCCGGUAUGAAAGACUUUGUAUCAAUUCGAAGUGAUGAUGGUAAUCGGAUACACGUCCAAAAAGACUUAUCCUGUCUAACUUAAAAGAAUUAUACCAAUGUUUCUGUGAAAUAAAUCCUGCUGAGAGAAUUGGAUUUUCAAAAUUCGCUUCUUUGCGACCAAAACAUUGUGUGUUAGCAGGGGCAAGUGGAACACACACCAUCUGCGUGUGUACGAUUCAUCAAAACGUGAAGUUAAUGAUGCUUGGUGCAAAUAUUUAUUCUUUGACAAGGAACACAGAAAAGCCCAUUAAACACUACAGCGAUUACUUGAGCAUGAUUAUAUGUGAAAAUCCAUCUUUUCAGUGUUAUUUAGGUGGAUGUAAAAACUGUCCUGGGGUCGAUGAGUUGAGUAAAAUUUUACUAAAAUGUUUUGAGGACCGGGAAAUCGAGAAUAUUACAUAUAAAUAUUGGAUAUCAAAACCGAGAAGUAGUUUAGAAACUAUUAUUAAGCCUACAGAAGAAUUUGUGGAAAAAUUUUGUAGUGAGUUAGAAAUUCUUCUACCUCAUUCGUUCAUUGCUAAGGAGCAAGCCCAAUUCUUGAAGACAUUGAAAGAAACAUUGAAACCAAACGAAUACGUUAUUAUUUGUGAUUUUGCAGAAAAUUAUGCCUUCGUAGUACAAAAUGCGGCAGCUGGUUUUCACUGGAAUAAUAAUCAGGCAACAGUUUUUCCAGUCGUUAUUUAUUAUAAAGUAAAUAACAAACUUGAACACAAAAGUUUAGUAAUUAUCUCAGAUUCUAACAAACAUGAUGCCGUUGCUGUUCAUGUUUUCAUCGAAAUAAUAACUGAUUACGUGAAAAGUCUUCCUGAACGUUGUAACAAGAUUUAUUAUUUUUCUGAUGGAGCUCCUCAACAAUUUAAAAACUUUAAAAACUUUGUAAAUUUAUAUUACCACGAAGAUGAUUUUGAUAUUCCUGCUGAA
Cotesia glomerata is the source of this 2313-nucleotide messenger RNA. RefSeq lists its product as uncharacterized. The record is from RefSeq and is a predicted model, not a curated record. Bases 512 to 1435 code for a protein of 307 amino acids. NCBI's taxonomy places the organism in Eukaryota, Metazoa, Arthropoda, Insecta, Hymenoptera, Braconidae. The transcript is spliced from 4 exons.